Messenger RNA from Drosophila nasuta, 778 nucleotides. It is a transcript of the gene Bet5, whose product is annotated as blocked early in transport 5. The transcript is spliced from 3 exons. The record is from RefSeq and is a predicted model, not a curated record. Gene Ontology annotation, biological process: endoplasmic reticulum to Golgi vesicle-mediated transport. Bases 89 to 526 code for a protein of 145 amino acids. Gene Ontology annotation, cellular component: TRAPP complex. NCBI's taxonomy places the organism in Eukaryota, Metazoa, Arthropoda, Insecta, Diptera, Drosophilidae.
AGAAUGGUCACUCUGUUCCAGUGUUUGUUAUUUUUCACUGAAUUGUUGUGAAUUUUUGGUUUUUUGUAUUUGCAACGUUUUUAACAAAAUGACAAUAUAUAAUCUUUAUAUAUUUGACAAGAUGGGCACGCUAAUGCAUUACGCCGAAUGGAAUCGUACAAAGAAAUCAGGCAUUACACGCGAGGAGGAAGCCAAACUAACGUAUGGCAUGCUCUUUUCCAUUAAAUCGUUUGUCAGCAAGAUAUCUCCACACGAUCCACGUGAAGGGUUUCUCUACUACAAAACCAAUCGCUACGCUCUGCAUUAUCUGGAAACGCCCUCAGGAUUAAAAUUUGUGCUUAAUACCGAUACGGCUGCCAUCAAUGUGAAAGAGCUGCUACAGCAGCUCUACGCCAAAGUCUGGGUGGAGUACGUGGUUCGUGAUCCACUGUGGACGCCCGGCACUGUGGUUACCUCAGAGUUGUUCCAAAACAAACUGGAUGAGUUUGUCAAGCAAUCCCCUAUCUUUGGCAUAAGAAAUAUUUAAACAUAGCUUACAGCAUAGUUAAUAGAUAGUGAAAAACAACCGCCCAAAUGAUGUGUCAUAAGUGUCUCAAUCGCAAAUUGCAGUUGUUUUUUUUCCAGCAGCCAGAGAUCUGUGAUUAUGCCCGUUACUUAAAUACAGAAAUGUUUCAAUGUGUGAGUGAGUGUGAGCAGCGGAAACGGCGAAAUGUCGCACGACAACAGCAUUUGAAAGGUGCCGCAGUCACUUGCGCAAGGGCAAAGCAUCCAAAUUGCA